ACCGCAUACACGUGCAUGAGGGUCAAAUACAUUUGAUUUGAGGGGGGAAAUGAAAUUUGAAAAUAUGUAUCAUGGCAUAAAAUGCAAAAUUUCUGUGCACUGAAAAGAUAAAACAGGAGAUUCCAACAAAAUUCAGGCACUGUGGGUGGUGGGGAGAAACUUAUCCUUCAAUCUUGUUGCCGCCGGGGGUGCAAACAACACUGCUGUCAGACAGAGUUCUAACGGUUUGGAUUAUUGCAUUUCUAACUGGGUGGACUUAGCAUUUCGUACUUGUACUCUUCUGUACAAGUACACAGGAUGGUGAAAACUUCUGAGGCUAGACUGUGUUGAAGAAGCAGUAACACCGCGCAUCAGGCCGACUCUGAUGAGGAAGGAAGAUGCACAGAAAUUAAGGCAGCAGAUAAUGGCGGCAGCUCCAGGGGAUCCUGGACUCUCCAAAUUGCAGUUCGCCCCCUUCAGCAGUGCCUUGGAUGUCGGAUUCUGGCAUGAGUUGACCCAGAAGAAACUGAACGAAUAUCGGCUAGAUGAAGCCCCCAAGGACAUCAAGGGUUAUUACUACAAUGGUGAUUCUGCUGGGCUGCCAGCUCGCUUAACAUUGGAGUUCAGUGCAUUUGACAUGAGUGCUCCCACCCCAGCCCACUGCUGCCCAGCUGUUGGAACACUAUAUAAUACCAACACACUCGAGUCUUUCAAGACUGCAGAUAAGAAGCUCCUUUUGGAACAAGCAGCAAAUGAGAUAUGGGAAGCCAUAAAAUCGGGUGCUGCUCUUGAAAACCCUGUAUUCCUCAACAAGUUCCUCCUCUUGACAUUUGCAGAUCUAAAGAAGUACCACUUCUACUACUGGUUUUGUUUUCCUGCCCUGUGUCUUCCAGAGAGUAUACCUCUCAUACAAGGGCCAGUGGGUUUGGAUCAACGGUUUUCACCAAAACAGAUUCAUGCCCUUGAGUGUGCAUACGACAAUCUUUGUCAAACAGAAGGAGUCACAGCCCUUCCUUACUUCUUAAUCAAGUAUGAUGAGAACAUGGUGCUGGUUUCCUUGCUUAAGCACUACAGUGAUUUCUUCCAAGGUCAAAGGACAAAGAUAACAAUUGGUGUAUAUGAUCCCUGUAACUUAGCCCAGUACCCUGGAUGGCCUUUGAGGAAUGUUUUGGUCCUAGCAGCCCACAGAUGGAGUAGCAGUUUCCAGUCUGUUGAAGUCCUCUGCUUCCGUGACCGCACCAUGCAGGGGGCGAGAGACAUUGCCCACAGCAUCAUCUUCGAAGUGAAGCUUCCAGAAAUGGCAUUUAGCCCAGAUUGUCCUAAAGCAGUUGGAUGGGAAAAGAACCAGAAAGGAGGCAUGGGACCGAGGAUGGUGAACCUCAGCGAGUGUAUGGACCCUAAAAGAUUGGCUGAGUCAUCAGUGGAUCUAAAUCUCAAAUUGAUGUGUUGGAGAUUGGUCCCUACUUUGGACUUGGACAAGGUUGUGUCCACCAAAUGUCUGCUGCUUGGAGCUGGCACCUUGGGUUGUAAUGUAGCCAGGACGUUAAUGGGUUGGGGCGUCAGACACAUCACAUUUGUGGACAAUGCCAAGAUCUCCUACUCCAAUCCUGUGAGGCAGCCUCUGUAUGAGUUUGAAGAUUGCCUAGGAGGCGGUAAGCCCAAGGCUCUGGCUGCAGCAGACCGGCUCCAGAAAAUAUUCCCGGGAGUGAACGCUAGAGGGUUCAACAUGAGUAUCCCCAUGCCUGGACAUCCGGUGAACUUCUCCACUGUCACCUUGGAGCAAGCCCACAGGGAUGUGGGGCAACUGGAGCAACUCAUCGGAAGUCACGAUGUCAUUUUCCUAUUGAUGGAUACCAGGGAGAGCCGGUGGCUUCCCACUGUUAUCGCUGCAAGCAAGAGAAAGCUGGUCAUCAAUGCUGCCUUGGGAUUUGACACAUUUGUUGUCAUGAGACAUGGCCUAAAGAAACCAAAGCAUCAGGGAGCCGGGGACUUGUGUCCAAGCCACCCUGUGGCAUCUGCUGACAUCCUGGGCUCAUCACUUUUUGCCAACAUUCCUGGUUACAAGCUUGGCUGCUAUUUCUGCAAUGAUGUGGUGGCCCCAGGAGAUUCCACCAGAGACCGGACCUUGGACCAGCAAUGCACCGUGAGUCGCCCGGGACUGGCCAUGAUUGCAGGAGCCUUGGCGGUGGAACUGAUGGUUUCUGUUGUGCAGCAUCCAGAAGGGGGCUAUGCCAUUGCCAGCAGCAGUGACGAUCGCAUGAAUGAGCCUCCAACCUCUCUAGGGCUUGUGCCUCACCAGAUCCGGGGAUUUCUGUCACGGUUUGAUAAUGUCCUUCCUGUCAGCCUGGCAUUUGACAAAUGUACAGCUUGUUCUUCCAAAGUUCUUGAUCAGUAUGAACGAGAAGGAUUUAAUUUCCUAGCCAAGGUGUUUAAUUCUUCACAUUCCUUCUUAGAAGACUUGACCGGUCUGACAUUGCUGCAUCAAGAGACCCAAGCUGCUGAGAUCUGGGACAUGAGCGAUGACGAUACCGUCUGAGACAGCCCCUCCCUGGCCACCUGCUGAAGAGUGCUUGGUCCGGAGCAGGACUGGUGAUGCUGGGCUGGUGCCUCCAACCUGCUUGGUCCCUGCUCUCCAGGCCUGAAGGACUGGAGCCCCUUCCGUUGCCCAGGAGCUCCCAGUGUUCUGCGUUUCUCAUGAUUCAUGAUCCUGCUAGUUCUGAACUAAAUAAUAACCGUGGCUUUGAAAUUGCCAUUCAUCUGCGUCUUGGUUCUCUCCGUGUGCAGUUCUGUUUUUCUUACUGCUACAAAUGUUUGAUACGAGUUCCCAGGAUGCUUUCUCCUUGACCCCCAGAGAUUGGCAGUGAGGGAGCACUUUGGCCCAACACAGACCAAAUGGGGAAAAGAUGGGACACCAGCUUCUGCCUGGAGCCCUUGUGGGGAGGCAGGGCUCAGCCCCCAGGCUCUACUGUGGACUCCUCCCAUCCUGGUCUCCCGUGUCCCCUCACCUGUGGAGGCCUUCAGAAGACCUCACACAUGUCCCAGUGACCCCAGCAUUCCACCAAGCAUAGGCUAAGCUGUCUGCCUCUCAGCCUGUCCUCUGCUGUGGACAUAACUGGGCCUGCUCAAAGGAAGGACAAAGUCUCAGGCCAGACCCAGGCAGCUGCCUGGGUAGGAGGCUCCUCCCUGCCCCUGUGGGCUCACAAGGCCGAGAGAAGGCUUAGCUGCCUGCCUUCUCCACCUCGCUGGUGGCUUGGACGCCCUAAUGCCAGUGUGGGGUGGCUGUCCAUGUGUGUCUGUCUCCACUGAGGGGUCAGAGGGCUCAACCACAAAAAGUUAUUUGGGCCAGGGCUGGUUUGCCUCUCCCUCCUGGAUUUGUGUGUAAGGCCCAUAGAGCUGGGUGUGGAAACCAAAGGGCACAUCCUUAGUGUCUAUGACCGGGUGUAAGAUGUCAUUGUCCCUGCAGUGGCACAGGAGUCAGCGGUACCCUUUCCAUACUUUUUAUUCUUACGGCUUUUAAAUUUUGUCUCAGGACCAAAACCAGAGUCUGGGGCUGACUCUUACAACAAUAAGACUUCUGUAGGGUGUAUGUAUUUAUUUUUUUUUUGAGACAGUCACUCUGACAUCAUAGCUCACAACAACCUCAAACUCUUGGGCUUGAGCAAUCAUCUUGCUUCAGCCUCUCGAGUACCUAGGACUACAGGCAACCACCACAGCACCCGGCAAGUUUUUCUCUUUUUAGUAGAGAUGGGGUCUCACUCUUGCCCAGGCUGGUCUGGAACUCCUGAGCUCAAGCAGUCCACCCACCUUGGCCUCCCAGAGGUGCUAGGAUUACAGGCUAGAGCCACUCAGUCCAGCCUGUAGGGUAGAUGUAAGAAGAUUCUUCUUCUAAAGUAGAAAGCAAAUAUUACUGUUUUCCACUAUACAUCAGGACCACUGAAUCUGCCUCCUACCCCAGGGCCUUGUACCGAAGCUCUGGGGGCCGCUGCCCACCCGGCCUGGUGUGCUCCCUCCAGGACUGAAGAGGCACACACAGUCUGUGGUUUAAGAGCACUUUAUUAUUGUUCUUAAGGCUACUUUUAAGUACAAAAAAAAAGAUGGCCUGCCAAACCUUUUUUUUUCUUCUUCCAGGAAAAACAGGCCACAGAGAAUGGUAUAUUACAGAUUUACAAACAUGGAGAGGAGGGUCGGAACGCACUGCAGAUGGCGCGGCUCUGGGAAGGACUGCACGGAGCCCCUUCUAACGCAGGGAGGACCCUCUCUCUCAGGGACAGGUUUGGUUUUCUGCUGCCUCCUCUGCCUCAGGCCCCUCCAGGGUACUGCCUAUUCCAGAUAGGUCAGUGCACUAAGGACCCUGCUGUCAGCACCGCAGACCCCUCCCAAAGUGGUGACCUCGCUCACUGACGAGAGGACUGUCCCGGGAGCACCCCCCACCAAGCCGGUCAGCAGCGGGCGGUUCUCCCACUACGACGCUCGGCAGCCUGUGGCAGUAACCAACCAGUGGCUGUUAAUGCAGACGCGGUGUUCUCAUAGAGUAACUGUGUGUUCCUGCACUUACAGACAAAUCUAUGACAAAAAAAGAUCAACUUUUUUUCCAAACAACAAAAAAAAUGAUUACAAUAGGAAAGGGAAAAAUUAAAUAGCUACAUAUCAUUAACAAAUUAAUUGUUCUUCAAAAAAUACCUACAAAUUUCUCUGUACAUUCUUUACGCACAGCGUAAUGAUGGUCUUAAAGUUACCUAUAUAAAAAAAGUGUUCUCAAUGAUUUUUUUCCUACAGAAAAUAUAGGGGCCUGAAUGCCAAAGCUUGGAAGCCCAGUAAAGUGGGAGUGAAAUGUGUGCAGGGUGAGAGGAAAAGGGCUUUUCUUCUGCUUUUUGAAAGGCCUGCAGCCACCUUGUGCCAGUCCUCCAACCUUUCUAUUUGGUGCCAAUUUCCAAAAUUGAGCAGCUAAGCUGGAUUCUUCUCAUACUGAAAACCAGCCCGUCCAACCUCCCAUGUGCGGUGGCCACAUCCACAUCACCUGGUCAGGUGCCUCAUGGGAAGCCCUCUGGUGGGCCAGGCUGUGUGCAGACACUGCAAGGGCAGGGAAUUGAAACGCUCAUGACCAAUGAACAGCCACUGUGGACUGCCACAGCCAUCUGUCACGCUCGCUGCUUCACCUAAUUUCUAGUUAGUAGCUAGUAAUAUAGCAAACAAUAAUAAAUGCAGUAAUAACUGUAUAAAGUCAUAGGAAUGUAUACUGCCUUGGCCCCAGUGUACGAGGAAGCAUACAAAAUACCAUAUCACAGAUUGUCAGGAAUCUGACGUGCAGCUAAGAGAGUUCAAAGGCAGCAGUUUCUGCAUCGAGGGAAGUUGGAAGACACAAACUCCACCUCCCCUGCGUUCCUGCAACAAAGCAGACAGGGAUGCAAAAAACAAGUGAUGAUGUCGUCAGCCUGCAGCCAAAACUCCAGCAUCCUACACCGAAGCCGGCUGACUGCUCAACUGCCCACUGCCAGAGCCUGCCAGGAGCUGGCUGUCCCCGGCGCCACUUGUGAGUAAAGUGAACAUCAAAUACAAAUCUUAGAGUACAACUGUACCAGCAGUAAGUAUAUCUAGGACUGUAACUGACAAAAAUAAACUAAUUCUGAAAAGAAGAUAGUAAGUAUUAAGGUUUUUGUUUACUGUCUACACAGUUAAUAGAAACCAGCUAUUUUUUUUUUCUCCAUUAAAACAUGCAUCAUGUUUAAAGCACUAUGGAAUCCUCCAGCCUCAGCUCUAGUCUAACAAACUGCAGUGUUCGGAGAAGGUAAAAUGCCCGUGAUUGGGAGAGUCUGCAGUCCAGUUGCAAGCACCUGAAAUCUAGAGAAAGACCUAUAACCUGUAUGAGACUUCCCCUUCCAAAGCCGUUUUGUCUAAAUUUAAACAACAACAAAACACAAAUGGUCAGAAAUGUCAUCCUUAAACACUUUGUUUUUCAGCAGUUUGCCCUCAGAGUCCUAGCAUCACACCCAAGUUGUCAGGCAGGCAACUCUAGUCUCCCCAGUAGUGCAAAUCAGACACGACAGUUCUCUUCAAGUACACACACACACACACGGACCAAACCGAACACGCCACGGAAGCUGAGCCACACACACCCAGUCUCAAGAAGCAAA
Messenger RNA from Nycticebus coucang (slow loris), 6110 nucleotides. RefSeq names its product autophagy related 7 (gene ATG7). The record is from RefSeq and is a predicted model, not a curated record. Lineage: Eukaryota; Metazoa; Chordata; Mammalia; Primates; Lorisidae. Gene Ontology annotation, biological process: autophagosome assembly; piecemeal microautophagy of the nucleus; cellular response to nitrogen starvation. Bases 365 to 2515 code for a protein of 716 amino acids. The transcript is spliced from 19 exons. Gene Ontology annotation, cellular component: cytoplasm; phagophore assembly site. Gene Ontology annotation, molecular function: Atg12 activating enzyme activity; Atg8 activating enzyme activity.